Triticum turgidum subsp. durum (durum wheat) is the source of this 1452-nucleotide messenger RNA. NCBI's taxonomy places the organism in Eukaryota, Viridiplantae, Streptophyta, Magnoliopsida, Poales, Poaceae. The record is from the annotation of a GenBank genome assembly.
AUGGCCGCGGCGGCGAAGCUGACGCGGAGCUUCUCUCGGCAGCUGUCGUCGGGGGCGGCGCGGGUGUGGCGCCAGCUGUCGCUGGAGCCGCACACCCCGCGCCGGGGCGCGGCCGCGGCGACGGGGGCCGUGGCGGCGGCGGGGCCGACCAGGUUCGGCCUCGCGAGGCAGUCGUCGCUCGACCCGACGCCGGCGCCCGACGACGGGGCGGUGCUGGCCAUGCCGGAGAACCUGGACGCCACCAUGCGGCUGCUGUACGCGGCGUGCCAGGGGGACGCGGCCGGCGUGGAGGAGCUCCUCGGGGAAGGGGUGGACGUCGACAGCAUUGACUUCGACGGCCGCACGGCGCUGCACAUCGCCGCCUGCGAGGGCCGGGGGGAGGUGGUGCGCCUGCUGCUCGGCUGGAAGGCCAACAUCAACGCCCGCGACCGAUGGGGGAGCACGCCAGCAGCGGAUGCUAAACAUUACGGCCACUUUGAAGUGUACAACCUUCUCAGAGCAAGAGGAGCAAAACUUCCGAAAACCAAGAAGACUCCAAUGACUGUGUCAAAUCCUAAAGAAGUUCCAGAGUAUGAACUGAACCCUCUUGAACUCGAGUUCCGAAGAGGAGAGGAGGUUACAAAGGGUUACUAUGUAGCCAAAUGGUAUGGCUCCAAAGUUUUCGUGAAGAUACUUGACAAAGAUAGCUUCUCAGACGGAGAUAGCAUAGAUGCAUUCAAACACGAGCUUACUUUACUGGAGAAAGCGCGGCAUCCCAAUUUGGUCCAAUUUGUGGGAGCUGUUACACAAAAUGUACCACUGAUGAUUGUUUCAGAAUACCACCAAAAAGGUGAUCUAGCGAGCUAUCUUGAGACAAAAGGUCGCGUGCAAUCUUACAAAGCGAUCAGGUUUGCCCUUGACAUUGCAAGGGGACUAAAUUAUCUUCACGAGUGCAAGCCAGAGCCAAUCAUCCACGGUGAUCUGUCACCAAAAAAUAUUGUGCGGGACGAUGAAGGAAAACUUAAGGUGGCAGGCUUUGGAUCACUUGAUCUGACAAAAGUCUCCCAAGAUAAACUACAGAUGGUUCAGCCAGUGUCAAAUUUUGACAGUGUAUACAUUGCUCCUGAAAUGUACAGAAACGAAGCAUUUGACAGAAGUGUGGAUACAUUUGCGUUCGGUCUCAUUCUUUACGAGAUGAUUGAAGGAUCUCCUGCAUUUCACCCAAAGCCUCAAGAGGAAGCGGCCAAGAUGAUUUGUUCAGAGGGUUUGAGACCAUUAUUCAAGAAUAAACCCAAAUCAUAUCCUGAGGGUGUGAAAGAGCUAAUACAAGAGUGCUGGGAUCCAACACCUUCCGUCAGGCCAACGUUCUCGGAUAUAAUUGAACGCCUGAACAAGAUAUCUGCAAGUUGUUCCAAGCAAACUCGCUGGAGAGACAACUUCAAGCUACCGUGGAAACAAGCUGUGCACAAAUAG